GUAAAUUUGUAAUUGUAACUAACCUAAAGAUUUCUAGAAAAAGCGAUAAACAAGCAGUUUUAUUGAAUUAUUUUGCUGUAUAUAUAGAGUAAAAUGGCUCAUACCAUUUUGCUGGUUCAGCCAGGGGCUAAUCCCGAGACCCGGACAUAUUCUGAUUACGAAUCAGUAAAUGAAUGUAUGGAAGGCGUUUGUAGAAUUUAUGAAGAACAUUUAAAACGCAGAAAUCCAAACACACCCACAAUAACUUACGAUAUAUCUCAGCUGUUCGAUUUUGUAGAUCAGUUGUCCGAUCUGAGCUGCCUCGUAUAUCAGAAGUCUACAAACACAUAUGCUCCUUACAAUAAAGAUUGGAUAAAGGAAAAGAUUUACAUUCUGUUACGACAAGCAGCUGGUCACACCGAUUACAAAUUUUGAUACAAAAAUAUGAACAUUUUUAACUGUAAGAAUUUGAGGUUAAUUUUUUUUAUGUAUUGACAAAACGAUUCUUGUUAUUUUAGAUUUUAUUCUUGUUUACAGCGAUACCAAGUUGUCGCGAUUACUUUAGUUAGUUAAUCUCAGUUUGAUAUUUUUUUUAAUGGACGAAUAAAUAAAUUUAUUAAGAA
Molecule: messenger RNA, 602 nt
Organism: Anoplophora glabripennis (Asian longhorned beetle)
Lineage: Eukaryota; Metazoa; Arthropoda; Insecta; Coleoptera; Cerambycidae
Gene: e(r)
Product: enhancer of rudimentary homolog
Exons: 3
Coding region: 94-414 (106 amino acids)
Source: RefSeq, a predicted model, not a curated record